ACGGUGACAAAACUGAAAGUUCUUACAUACUUUAGAGUGCAUUAAAAAGCAUUUAAAAAGUGAAAAGAUAGAGAAAAAUAUUUUAAUUGCAAUUUAUUACACCGUUAGAUCAUAACAAAUACAAACCAUUAUAAAGUAUUUACAAGUAAUUAUUUAUUUAUUCGAAUCGGCAAUAAAGUGUCGCAUUGUAUUGUUGCUGUGUGUUUGCGUGGUGGAAUAAGCAACAUUUCCGCUUCAAUAGUCAAAUCGUCACACUUUCUCGUCGUUAUUACAAAAAUAUGAAUCGCAAAUUUAGUAAGGCCUCCACGGCCUUGAAAUUAGUUACUGCCUUCACUCUGCUCGGUGCAGUGGUGGCCUUCGACGAUACCUUAGAACUCGACUUUCCUGGUCCUUAUUGCAGGGCGAAGAACCUUUGCUGUAAGAACAGAGAAGAUGGUUGCGCCAUGCCCAUUUCAACCACACUCUGCUACUGCGAUGAGUUCUGUGAUCGUGAUAAAUCGGCCGACUGCUGUCCCGAUUAUCAGACACACUGCCGAGGUGCCCCACCACCAAUUCUAAGAUGUUAUCACAACGGUGUCUAUUUCAACAAAUACAACACCACAAUGGAUAACUGUAAUGAAUGCCGCUGCCUGGAUGGCGGCCGAACGGACUGUGAUCGUGAUCUCUGCCUCACCGACGACAAUUUGGUUAACAAUGUGAACUCUAUAAAUAGUCUGGGUUGGUCGGCACGUAAGUACGGUGAGUGGUGGGGACGCAAAUACUCGGAGGGUCUGACAUUACGUCUGGGUACAAAGGAGCCCACGUUCCGCGUUAAGGCCAUGACGCGUUUGUCCAAUAAGGCCAGCACACUGCCACGUCAAUUCAAUGCUGUGGAGCAUUGGGAGCGCCUUUCAAGCGAUGUACAGGAUCAAGGUUGGUGCGGCUCAUCUUGGGUACUUUCAACAACAUCGGUCGCUUCCGAUCGCUUCGCCAUUCAGUCCCAGGGUAAAGAGGUGGUGCAAUUGUCGCCGCAGAAUAUCUUGUCGUGUACACGCAAGCAGCAAGGUUGCAAUGGCGGUCACUUAGAUGCAGCCUGGCGUUUCCUUCAUAAGCAGGGCGUUUUGUUGGAAGACUGCUAUCCAUAUGCUGCUCGCCGUGACGUCUGCAAAAUACGCCACGGCGGCCGUCGUUUGUUAAGCUCAUACGGAUGUCAUCCAUCGACGCGUUCCGAACGCGACGAAUUCUACACAGUCGGUCCAGCGUAUUCGUUGAACAACGAAACCGACAUCAUGGCUGAGAUCUACCACUCUGGUCCCGUUCAAGCAACAAUGCGUAUCUACCGAGAUUUCUUCGCCUACUCGGGUGGAAUAUACAGACAUACCGCGGCCAGUCGCAGCAGUCCGACCGGUUUCCAUUCGGUAAAAUUGGUCGGUUGGGGUGAGGAGCAUGAUGGCGUCAAGUAUUGGAUUGCUGCCAAUUCCUGGGGUCCAUGGUGGGGUGAGCACGGUUACUUCCGUAUUGCACGCGGCAACAAUGAAUGCGGCAUUGAAGAAUAUGUUCUUGCCGCUUGGCCAAAUGUCUACAACUACUUCAAAACCAAUUACUGAAGCGACUGAGGUCCGCCGGGCGCGAUAAACAGCAUGCAAAGAAGAGCUUUUAUUGCAUACCCAGCAAACAUAAUCUCGUAAACUUUUCCAGUUAAAAUUUUUGCUAUUUAGUGACUAAAGAAAAAUGAAAGGAAUUCAAAGCGGAGGAGUUUUUUACACUUUUUAAGAAAUAUUUAGAAUGCAGAGAGAAAAGUAAUAUGAUUUAGUCGCUCAUCUAUGCUAAGCAAGUAAACUAUAACGGUAUUCAACACAUUUCUAGCUCUAAGUAAAUUUAGCAACUGCGCUUGUUUCGAUUCUUUGUGCCACAUAUACAUACAUAUAUGUAUAAAAAUAAUUUGCAAUCAGUUUUGUUUAUUUUAUCCCUUUGUGUUUGUAUGUACAUUUAAUUCUAACUUCGACUGCUCGCAAAUAUUUUCGCUUAAGUAGUUUUAUUAAUUUGCGUCCUCCACUCUUCAAUGUCUGUGUAGUUUUCUUUUAAAUAAUUUUAUUUUUAUAUGUAAUUUUUUUUUGUUUUUCCUUUAUUCUGCGUUAAAUAUUAAUUUAUAAUUAAACUGCCUGGCAACUCUCUGAGACCAAAAAAUUUUCAAAACGAACACUGCA
This is a messenger RNA of Ceratitis capitata (Mediterranean fruit fly), 2186 nucleotides long. RefSeq names its product tubulointerstitial nephritis antigen-like (gene Swim). Gene Ontology annotation, cellular component: lysosome. Gene Ontology annotation, biological process: proteolysis. Gene Ontology annotation, molecular function: cysteine-type peptidase activity. Lineage: Eukaryota; Metazoa; Arthropoda; Insecta; Diptera; Tephritidae. The record is from RefSeq and is a predicted model, not a curated record. The transcript is spliced from 6 exons. The coding region runs from base 279 to 1586 and encodes 435 amino acids.